AUGCUUUCGAAUAAUAUAAAAGUUUUAGCCUUAGAGAAAACACUAUUACAAGGACUUGAUAAUUUCAAAGAUCUCCUGUCUGACUUUGAACAACUUCACAUUGAAUCUAAUAGUUAUAAAACACAAUUUAUUGAACAAAAGGAAAAAUGUAGUAGCAAUAGCUGCAGUAGUGCUGAAGCUCUGAAGAGGAUUAUUGAAUCUAAAGACAAUAUCAUACAGUUAGUUGCAUCAACAUUAACAAGACUAAAUGAGACGAAAGACCUGAAAAUAUUAGAUGAAGCUUUCAGAAUAUUGUUUGGUGAAACACCCACAUCUGUGUCAAAGUACCAGGCUAACAUAGACUGCAAAGAGAUUAAGAAGUCACCAAUAAAGCAAGAAUUGCAUUCGUCUCUUGAAGAUGUCUCGUUUAGAGAGGAAUCUGAGUCUGAGAUUGAAGGAACGCCCACAACGGGACGAUUCAGUCCUAUUAUACCGAUGAAGAAACUUAGGGGUACUACUACAGUGACUACGUCGUCAGAUUUUAGGGAUAAGAAAAAGUGUCCUGAUAAUUGGGCAACACCAGAAAAGAAAACUUUCAAAUUAUCCUCGUCAACUCCAGUGGGUGGCAAAAAGACAGGUAGAUAUAGACAAUCCCGACUGAACUUAGUGAAAGUGGAACAGCCUACUGUGAUAGACAUUACUUGUUCUCCGGAGUUCAGUGGCGGACGGAGGGAUGAUUUUGAUAAGGAUAAACCGCUACUUAUCAAGAAGGAAUCAAUAGAGAACGAGGACACAAUAUUACCAUCCCCUACAAGUGGACCCAAUAAUUUUACACUGUUCAAAUCUAAAGAAAGUCCAAUGAAGUUCAAGAAGCCGCUUAGUUUGAAACCCAAAACUGAGAAAAAGACUCCGCCAAAGGAAGUUGAUCAAAAUGUCUCACCGUCUAUAAUUAAACAAGAACUAUUAAAUACAGAAAAUGUGUUCAAAGAUAAUAUCAAUCAUAGUGUCACUUUUACUCAAGAGGAUUCUAUUAAUUUGUUGCAUCCUAACAGACUCCCUAAGAACUUAAAACAAUCGCCAAUGAAAGUUGAGCCGUAUAAUGACGAGACGUACUGUGACACGCAAGCCAGCGUCUCACUCUUACACCAUGUUGAUAAACUGGACAAUAUACACAAAGGAAAGGAAAAUAGCCCCAACAAGAGUCCUUUAGCUGAAAACAUCAAUAUAAUGAACGUGCAAGACGACGAUGAGCUCCAAGCAAGCAUGUCAGUGUUACAAAGAGAAUCAUUCAAUAAAAACGCUGUGGAUAAUGUUAAAAGAAAAAUUCCUGAAUUUGUCGAAGUAAUUGAUGAGCCCAUCCGAAAGAAAUCCGAGAAACGACUGUUACCUGGUUGGAGCUGUGACAAAUGUAAAGAAUUUUUCGGAGAACUUUACAAGCAUGAUCCGGAGAUGAUGGCGAAGAAAAUAAACGAAUGUUCUCAUCAUAGAGGUGUGAACAACCCAACGGACCGACCGAAAACUCCGCCCCGAUUCUGGAACCCACGCUGGGAAGUGCCUAAUGAUACCGAGGAGUUUAACAGAAUGAACAACGUUUCUUGA
Spodoptera littoralis (African cotton leafworm) is the source of this 1578-nucleotide messenger RNA. The record is from the annotation of a GenBank genome assembly. Lineage: Eukaryota; Metazoa; Arthropoda; Insecta; Lepidoptera; Noctuidae.